Messenger RNA from Malus domestica (apple), 1910 nucleotides. Its product is annotated as glycosyltransferase BC10-like. NCBI's taxonomy places the organism in Eukaryota, Viridiplantae, Streptophyta, Magnoliopsida, Rosales, Rosaceae. Gene Ontology annotation, cellular component: membrane. The record is from RefSeq and is a predicted model, not a curated record. Gene Ontology annotation, molecular function: glycosyltransferase activity.
CUCGAGGCUCCUUUUCGGUGCUUUGGUCAAUUCCCAAUUCCCUUGAAAAAUAUUCUCAACUCAAUCUUGCGUUCAAAGCGAAAAAAGUAAAAACGUUCCCCAGUUAUCCUUAAGGGACGAAACUGAAACACUAAUCUUUCAAUUCGUCGGCGUAUACGCCCUUUUGAUGUACGUAUAAAAUACCAAUAUUUCUGAAACCUUUGACACAUGAUAUUGAUGAACCUCUGCCCUGUGCUCUCCACUGAUGUCCCCGUACUCCGUCAUAACGUUUUCAGGGCUGUGAUGGUGUUUCUCAUGUGCUCUUCCCCUCUCCAAUCAAACGUUUUAGCCUUUUAGGCCUACCUAUUUCUCAGGCACCAACCUUUUCUCACUCGGUAUCACUCAACACACUCCCCUUACACACCAUUUCACAUGGCUGACCUAUUUAACGCGAGAAAUUUACCUAUACUGACUACCGUGACAUUCCAAACAAACACAUGGAAUCGCGUUAUUCGUUCAGGAUGCUACUUUGGCGUACUAGCGCAAGCCUCUCUCCUACAUAUAUAUCUAGCUUCUUGUUUUGAGUUUUCACUUUUCACAUGCUCAGAAUCAGACCCAAAAAACAGAGAGCCAUGAACCAAGGGAAGCUCACUGUAGUUGUCAAAGAGCUUACCACAGGCCAUUUUCAUGUCAAAAUCACUAUCAUCCUCUCUGUGUCCAUGCUUUUCUUCAUUUUCUUUUUCGGAAUCUUCGUUAACGAUCACACGAAGAAAUUCCUGAGCUCAGAUCAGAUCGUCCCUCAGCUCAACACAUUCACCCCCCUCUCACCUCGGCCUUCCUACACACAUCAUUUCCAGUGCAACUUUUCUUUGUCCUCUCGCUUACUGCCCAUUAGUAUUUCAAGUCCAGGAGGGUCGACGUUGAAAGAUUACUUAGCGCCCAAGGAUCUAUGGCAUUCCAUGAGUGACGAGGAGCUCUUCUGGCGAGCUUCGAUGGUGCCACAAGUCAUGGAGCACCCGUAUAACCGAACACAAAAGGUGGCGUUUAUGUUCCUAACAAAGGGACGAUUGCCAUUGGCGCCACUUUGGGAAAUAUUUUUCAGAGGACAUGAAGGCUUAUUCUCUGUUUAUCUCCAUUCAAGACCAGACUUUAAGAUCGAGCCACCGGAGUCCUCGGUGUUUUACAAGCGCAGGAUACCAAGCAAGAUAGUUGAGUGGGGAAAGGCAACAAUGGUUGAUGCAGAGAGGCGCCUAUUAGCCAAUGCCUUACUCGAUUUCUCAAACGAGAGAUUCGUUUUGCUCUCUGAAUCAUGCAUACCCCUCUUCAACUUCACUACAAUCUACAAGUACCUCACCAACUCCAACCAAACUUUUGUUGGCUCAUUCGACGAUCCAAGACACAUUGGUCGCGGGCGUUACAACCCGCAAAUGUUUCCAACCGUGACGUUGUCAGACUGGCGGAAGGGCUCGCAAUGGUUUGAAGUUCACCGGAAGCUUGCGGUGGAGGUAGUUUCCGACGUGACAUACUACCCUAAAUUUAAGGACCUUUGCCUGCCUCCUUGCUACACGGAUGAGCACUACAUGGCAACUCUUGUGACUAAAGUUGGCGCUGGCAUGAAUUCUAAUAGGAGCAUUACUUGGGUUGAUUGGUCAAGAGGUGGCUCGCACCCUGCAACUUUUGUGAGGAAAGACGUGACAGAAAAGUUUCUCAAUCGGUUAAGAGAUGGAUUUAAUUGUACUUACAAUGGUGGCGUGGGUUCCAUUUGCCACCUCUUUGCAAGAAAGUUUCAUCCAAGCACAUUGGAGCCAUUGCUAAGAAUCGCUCCACGUCUAUUUGGAUUUAACAACUAAAAUUGCAGAUGUGUGUGAGACCAGUUAGCAGUUGGUCAAAGUAGUAUAUUCAUCACUUUGCAAUUCGAGUUCAAAUCUCUC